Capronia epimyces CBS 606.96 is the source of this 798-nucleotide messenger RNA. RefSeq lists its product as uncharacterized. NCBI's taxonomy places the organism in Eukaryota, Fungi, Ascomycota, Eurotiomycetes, Chaetothyriales, Herpotrichiellaceae. Gene Ontology annotation, cellular component: nucleolar ribonuclease P complex; ribonuclease MRP complex. Gene Ontology annotation, molecular function: RNA binding. The transcript has a single exon. Gene Ontology annotation, biological process: intronic box C/D snoRNA processing; nuclear-transcribed mRNA catabolic process, RNase MRP-dependent; rRNA processing. The record is from RefSeq and is a predicted model, not a curated record. The coding region runs from base 1 to 798 and encodes 265 amino acids.
AUGUCGUCCUCGUUGCCGUUCAACGUCUCGGCCGAACUGGCCGCGCUCAAGCAUGAGAAGAAGAAUCAUGACCUCCACAGACUUCCUCCAAAUGCUACAAUCAGGCGACGGCCGCUCGACCACCCUUCCGUUCCCGACGUACAUGUCGGCGCCAGAGUUCCCAAAGUCGUCUACGUUUCGCAACGAACCCCAGUGAUUUCGGCAGUCAAGCGCGUCAAGAAGAUGCUGGGCUUGAUCGAGAAACGCGCGAUGCAGAACGCCGGCGCAACCAUCAGGUCCAAACAUAAGACCGCUCAGCUGGUGCAGGCGAACGACAAAAUAGCCAAGACUAGGGAGGAAGUCUUGGUCAAAGCAAGCGGAAGGGCAAUCGAGCAGGCGUUACGCGUGGGUGAGUGGUUCCAGAACAAGGAGAAAGAACUCCUCUGUACCGUCGUGGUCAGAGCCGGCAGCGUCAGCGUCGUGGACGAUAUCGUGGAGAUCGACCCAGAGGACAAGACCGUCGACGAGGAGCACAUGGGAGACAUCCAAGAAGAGUCAAAGAUGGAAUGCGGAGAUACAACGCUGGAACUAUUCGGCGAUGUUACUACAGGUACGGACGAGCAACAGUCGACUGGCCAUGACGAGAGCAAAGCUGGACAGCAGGUACCGAGUUCGGGAAUGGCGACGGGAGAUACGCCCGUGAAGAAGACCCGGAGGAAGAAAAAGAGAAAGCGGCCAAUGUACAAGGAAGAUGAUUUGCCCGAGGCUCGCCUCAGAUGGGUCAAGACGGUUGAGGUUGCAAUUUCUUUGCAGGGUUGA